ACUCGCUGCUUUUAAUUUAUUUUUUAUUCUGAUUUUGAUUUUUCUUUUUAAUGUUCCUCUCCUGGAGUUUCGAACUGUAAAAGCACCAGGGUGGGGGACAGGGGGUUUUAAGGAAGACUGUUGCAAAGACUCAGGCAAGGGUCAUUUCCCCACCCCACCAAAAUGAUGCUCAGCCCGGACCAAGCGGCGGAUUCCGAUCACCCCUCCUCGGCUCCCUCGGACCCGGAGUCCCUGGCGGGGCCCGACACCAAGGGGCUGCUGGGCUGCUGCGUCUCGGACCCGGAGCCGGUGGAGGAGGGCGGCGGGGAGGGCAAGGGGGGCGGCCGGGCGGCCCUGCACCCCCAGCAGCUGAGCCGCGAGGAGAAGCGGCGCCGGAGGAGGGCCACGGCCAAGUACCGCUCGGCCCACGCCACCCGCGAGCGGAUCCGGGUGGAAGCCUUCAACCUGGCCUUUGCCGAACUGCGCAAGCUGCUGCCCACCCUGCCCCCGGACAAAAAACUCUCCAAGAUCGAGAUCCUGCGCCUGGCCAUCUGCUACAUCUCCUAUCUCAACCACGUGCUGGACGUGUAGGGGCUGGGCCGCGCCAGAGCGGGACCGCGGAGGCACUGAUGGAGGGGAAGGAGGCGACGCGCGCUGCCGGGAGGUGAUACUGACAAGGGGAGACACUUGCAACAUAUUCCACCUGGGGAAGGGAGGGGGCAUCCUGGGGGCCCUCUGGGCCCUUCCUGGCAGACCCGGGGGUGUACCUGAAUCUUUGGGGUCAGCUUUGGGGGGGGGUCCCCCAGAGUCUUUCGGCUCAGACAUUGCAGAUGCAUCUGCGUUUUCCAAGACAGCUGUAGGGCGUGAUAACCAGCCAAGAUCAUUCAUAUCAAUAGACCAACUCGCUGUCUCCUGCAGGGCUAGCUCCUUUGGAAAUCACUCCAGACUUCGCAGGUAACAUUUCAUUGUCCUCCCUUUCUUACUGAAGGAGAGCUCAGAGCUGUGAUGGUUUUAGGGGACAAAAGCUCCGAAAUUAGAGACUUUUUUAUUUCUCCUCCAUGAAAAUCGCACAGUGCCCUACACAAAAUGCAAGAGACGGACGUUGUUUUUCACGCGAGAACUUUUACAAUUAGCCUCCAAUUCAGCAAAGCACUUAAGCACUUGCCAGGUCAAGGGGACUUUAAAACGGGCCUAAGUUCUGCAAGCUUAAGUGCUUUGCUGAAUGAGGACAUUAACGACUCAGAAGGUAAAAGGAAGCUAUAAAGAAUAUAAAAAGGGAAAGGGCAGAUGCAUUUCCAAAGUCUUCUCGGGGUUUAUAAAAAUAUACUGAAUAUUUUGCAAGGUUUUCUUUUUAAAAAUCAUUUCCCACCUAUACCGCAAGGUGGAAGAGCAGUUUGGUGACACAAAUAUAGAACGUCCAGGUUUAAGAAGGAAAAUGUAAAAUCAGAUUGUUUUUCAGGCUGUCAAGUGCCCCUUUAUAUAUCCAAAAACAUCUACUUGUGACCUUAAACAUGUGACCCAUGGGUGCAGUUAAAAAUAACUAUUUUUUAUUUAAGUUAGAAGGAGUAGACAAUUUAUUUUUUUCAAGACCUAUUUAUUUUUCUGAGUGGUGGCAAUUUUACUUUGGAUACUUUGUGCCAAUUGGUUUAUAUAGUCGAGUGUUUACACUUUCUCCUGUGGAAUAUUAUGUCUAACUUUUCAAGUGUUUGUUGGGAUCAAUACAGUGGUUAUUUGUUUUUUGCUCCAAUUAUAUUGCACUUGUAUAUGACAACCUUCCCUUCCGCCCUGUUUCUAAGUAUAUUUUAUAUAUUAAGACAUUUGUUCUUGAACGAUUUUUCUUUUUUG
Messenger RNA from Mauremys mutica (yellowpond turtle), 1824 nucleotides. It is a transcript of the gene NHLH2, whose product is annotated as nescient helix-loop-helix 2. The coding region runs from base 163 to 570 and encodes 135 amino acids. NCBI's taxonomy places the organism in Eukaryota, Metazoa, Chordata, Testudines, Geoemydidae. The transcript has 2 exons. Gene Ontology annotation, molecular function: protein dimerization activity; RNA polymerase II cis-regulatory region sequence-specific DNA binding; DNA-binding transcription factor activity, RNA polymerase II-specific. Gene Ontology annotation, biological process: regulation of transcription by RNA polymerase II. The record is from RefSeq and is a predicted model, not a curated record.